AUGUAUGGUGUGACGCAUGCAGGCACAAAUGAUAGCUCUAGACACAAUCUGAGUUUGAAGGGCUCUCGAAGGAUGAACGGCGACGCCGAGCCAUUGCUUCGUUUUUCAGAGGCCAAGAAAGUUCUGGGUGAUAUCUAUACCGACUUGGGAAAGCAUGUGGAUGAACUAGAUGAAGUUUACAAAGGUCUUGGUGCUCACACUGGCGGCGGUGGAGAUGCGAAUGACUCAUUGGUUCCUGUUGAACAAGCCGAGGAAAUCGUUCUCUUCCGUGAUUCCAUCAAAACUAUCAUGGAAACAUUCAGACGGGACAACAUGAAAGUCGUUUUCUUCGGAAGAACAAGCAAUGGAAAAAGUACCACGAUCAACGCAAUGCUUCAUGCAAAAAUUCUACCACAAGGAAUGGGCCACACAACAUGCUGCUUUUUACAGGUACAAGGCUGUGAUGAGGAUACCGGUUUCCUUCUACACGAAGAUGAUCCAACUCGCAUACCCAUCAGUCAGCUGGGUAAAAUUGGUCAUGCACUAAGUAGCGACAAUUCCGAUUUGCCAGCUAUGGGUCAAGACUCGUUGCUCCGUGUGUUUUACCCUAAAGGUCAUGGCGAAGGAGAAAACCGUCUGUUACAAAAUGACGUCGUUAUUUUAGACAGCCCUGGUGUCGAUCUGUCGCCUGAGUUCGAUAGUUGGAUCGAUAAACAUUGUUUAGAUGCAGACGUGUUUGUGUUGGUGUUGAAUGCGGAAUCCACACUUACACAGGCGGAGAAAAGUUUCUUCUACCGUGUAGCCAAGAAGCUCAGCAAACCGAACGUUUUUAUUCUGAAUAAUCGCUGGGAUGCAAGUGCGGCAGAGUCAGAACACAUUGAUGAUGUGAAGCAACAGCAUUUGACGCGCUUCCGUCAAUUCCUCGUGAAUGAGCUUGAGGUGGCAACUGAUCGUGAUGUGAAAGACAGGAUUUUCUUUGUCUCUUCGCGAGAGGUACUGGAAUCACGGUUGAAAGCAAGAGGUUUAAUAAAGACGCCGUAUCAAGUUGAUGGCCACCAAGUUAGAGCCAUGGAGUUUCGAGAUGUCAGCUAUCCGAACGAGAAAUUUGAAGCUCAUAAUCGACGAGCAAAUGAGAUAAUAGCGAGAAUGCGAGCGAACGUUGACGUUGUUUAUUCGGCUGCUAAUCGCAACAAAGAAUUUCUCGAAAAAGAGCUGCAAAACAGCACCAUUGUGUUUCAACGAACUGUUCGUAGCGCAACUUCGCGCAUGUCGAACCGAGCUUACCGAGAACAAACCGAGCGUCUCAGAGCUGAAGUCCACUUGAAGGUUUCAGCGGACUUCAGCGAAGAAAUAAUGAGGCUCGAGGCUAUUAUAGACCGCUUCAACAUGCCAUUCAUGGAUACUAGAGAAGGAAUAAUCGAGUACAAACGGGCGUUGGCUGAGUUCACUGAUAAAUGUGUCAGUUCCGAUCUAGAGGCAAGAUGCACUGGUGGAUUGAUGUCACGCAUUUGGAAUCUUGAAAAUGACAUGUUCCAGUACGUAACUCAAAUCCUAGCCGAGCCUUACCAACAUAAACUUGAAGAGGUCUGGAGGUAUCGAGCGCCGUUCAAAUUCAGCAUCUGCGUUGACGCACCUGCGCUUACGAAGGAUUUCCACGAAGACCUAGAAUUUCGUUUUACAUUUGGGUUAUCGGCUAUCAUUCGUCGUAUAAUCGCAUAUAGAUCGGGACAGCCAGUAACUGCUAUCCAAACGAAUCUGUUGACUCCAUUGGCGUUGAGAAAUGCCGGUCGCACCAAUGAAGAUCUGCAUGCUGAAGCUAUGCAUAAGGCUGUUGAAGAAAAUGCGAUGAUGACACAAAUGGUGUUGACGUCGGCCAGCUAUCUGGCUAAUGGAAGUAUCGGGCUGUUGAUUAUUGGUGGAGUCGUGUACAGGGCUGUAGGAUGGAGGGUAAUUGCUGUAACUGCGGCAACAUAUGGAGGUUUAUAUUUGUGGGAGCGUAUGCGUUGGAAUUCUCACGCAAAAGAGCAGCAUCUGAAAGAGCAAUUUCGUGUCCAUCUCGCUGCACGAAUGCAACAAGUUGGAGCAGCUCAUACGACACAUUGUGAAACCCAAGCAAUGCGGGAAAUGGAUCAAGUUUUUGAUGGUCUUCGAGCAACUGUUGCUGGUGUGCACAGAGAAAUGAAGGAAGAGUUGGACAAAAGUAAAAAAGAAAUCGAGAAAGUAGAUAGCACGCUGAAGAGCCUUCUUACAGUCAAAGGGAAAGCAGCUUUUCUUCUUCGAAGUUUGGAGCAGUUCUCUUCGACUUUUUUGCGAACGGAUUCUCCAUCACCUUAG
Cooperia oncophora is the source of this 2313-nucleotide messenger RNA. Lineage: Eukaryota; Metazoa; Nematoda; Chromadorea; Rhabditida; Trichostrongylidae. The record is from the annotation of a GenBank genome assembly.